AUGCGCUACCUCUCGUGCUUUGGACGCCAAAAGCGGCCCCCAGACAAUAAUGACGCGGAGCGCGCGUCCCUCAACGGCGGCGACGAGGCGUACGUCCGCGGCUGCGUGUUCUGCGACGUGACCCGCGAGCGGGGCUUCAACAUCGCCUACGAGGACGACGAGCUCAUCGUCUUCCAUGACCGCUCGCCUGCUGCCCGGGAACACCUGCUCGUCAUCCCGCGGAGACACGUGUCGACGGUGCGCGAGCUGCGCGCGCCCGACGCGGCGUUGAUCGAGCGCAUGUUCGCCCGCGCGCGCGCGCUCCGCCCCGGCCCCGACGUGCGCAUGGGAUUCCACAUCCCGCCCUUCAGCAGCGUGCACCACAUCCACCUGCACGUGCUCGUGCCCCCGCUCAAGUUCAAGGGCGUGCUCAAGUACCCCGUCGCGCCGGGCACGGACGGCGGCAAGGGCUGGUCGUGGUUCGUGACCCCCAGCCAGGUCAUCAGCAUCCUCGAGGCCAAUGGGAGGGUUGGUCUCGGACCGACUGCGGGCAGAAAGAGCUAG
Vanrija pseudolonga is the source of this 543-nucleotide messenger RNA. It is a transcript of the gene hint3, whose product is annotated as Histidine triad nucleotide-binding protein 3. Bases 1 to 543 code for a protein of 180 amino acids. Lineage: Eukaryota; Fungi; Basidiomycota; Tremellomycetes; Trichosporonales; Trichosporonaceae. Gene Ontology annotation, molecular function: catalytic activity. The transcript is spliced from 3 exons. The record is from RefSeq and is a predicted model, not a curated record.